This is a messenger RNA of Ziziphus jujuba (common jujube), 1896 nucleotides long. RefSeq names its product pentatricopeptide repeat-containing protein At1g09220, mitochondrial-like. The transcript has a single exon. Gene Ontology annotation, biological process: RNA modification. Gene Ontology annotation, molecular function: RNA binding; protein binding. Lineage: Eukaryota; Viridiplantae; Streptophyta; Magnoliopsida; Rosales; Rhamnaceae. The coding region runs from base 241 to 1758 and encodes 505 amino acids. The record is from RefSeq and is a predicted model, not a curated record.
UCCUUUUUUCGUUUCUACUAGUUAUAUUUACACAACUUUGCAAUUACCCAAAAAAAAAAAAAAAAAUUAUGUUUUUCACAAUUUUGCGUUUUUUCUUUGGCUGACAAAUUCCAAUCUUUUUGCAAGAAAUUGUUUUUUCACAUUGGUUUUCUUGGUAGAAAUAGAAAUGGAAGUAAUCAAUGCUUGCCCUAUUGGCAUUUGAUAACACGUGAGCGGUUUUUUUUCUUGUAUGUUUUUGUCAUGCUGAGAUUGAAUUUGAGAUUGGAACUUGGAAAAAGACUUCCUUUUUUCUGCUUAGCCACUACCAAAAACACCAUCUUUCUUGCUUCAAUCUUGCAACCCUUUCAUGUCUCCUUCUCCACCAAUGACCAUUCAAGAAAGUUGGUCUCUCUCUUGCUCAAAAACCCAUCAAACCGCCAUGCCACACAACAAAUCCACUCUCACAUUGUGACCACUGGUUUACUUCAUCACUACUACUUCCAUCAUUCUGCUAGUUUGUAUACGCUGGUGUUUAACACUUUGCUUAGAUGUUAUUCCCUUGGUCAAUUCCCUCAUGAAGCUUUCAUACUCUACAAACAAUCCCUCCACUGCCACUUUCCUUCUUCCUUUGAUAGCUUCACCCACUCUUUUCUUAUCCAUGCCUGUGCUAACUUGAGCUCCCUGAGCGGAGGGAUUCAGUUUCAUGCUCUUACUUUCAAAGUGGGUUUUCAUUUUCAUGUCUAUGUGCAAACUGCUUUGACUAAUAUGUAUGCUGUAUGUGGGUUUUUAGUUGAUGCUUUAUCUGUGUUUGAUGAAAUGCCUGAGAAGAACUCUGUUACGUGGAAUGUCAUGAUUACCGGUUUGACCAGGUGGGGCGAGCUUGAAAUUGCUCGUUUUCUUUUUGAUCAGAUGCCAAAUCGGACAGUUGUUUCGUGGACCGGUAUUAUUGAUGUGUACACACGUAGGAAUAAGCCUGAUGAAGCUGUAGCUUUGUUUCAAAGAAUGGUUGUCUGUGAUGGUAUUCAACCUACUGAAAUAACAGUUCUGGCAAUAUUGCCGGCCAUUUCGAAUCUUGGGGCUCUUGAGAUUUGCCAAUCCAUUCAUGCUUAUGGAGAGAAACGAGGGUUUAAUACAUCUGAUAUACGCAUUGCGAAUUCUCUUGUGGACUCAUAUGCAAAAUGUGGGUGCAUAUUGAGUGCAUCAAGGUUUUUCGAGGAGAUAUCUUCUGGAAGGAAAAAUUUGGUGACUUGGUCCUCGAUCAUCUCUGGGUUUGCUCUGCAUGGGUUGGGAAAUGAAGCAGUUCAGCAUUUCCAAAUGAUGGAGAAAGCUGGUCUGAAGCCUAAUCGAGUUACAUUUUUGAGUGUUUUAAACGGUUGUAGUCAUGGAGGCUUAGUUGAGGAGGGACUCAACUUCUUUGAUAAGAUGGUUGGCGAGUGUGAAAUUGCACCUGAUAUCAAGCACUAUGGAUGUUUAGUUGAUAUGUUAGGAAGGAUAGGGAGAUUAGAAGAAGCAGAGAAGGUGGCUUUAGGGAUUCCUAAUGAGAUUGUUAAUGUUGUGAUUUGGAGGACGUUAUUAGGUGCUUGUAGUUUUCACGGUAAUGUAGAGAUGGGGGAGAGGGUGACAAGGAAGAUAAUGGAGACGGAAAGAGGAUAUGGAGGGGAUUACGUGCUUAUGUCCAACAUCUUCGCGAGUGUUGGAAGGUAUGAGGAUGCUGAGAAGUUGAGAAGCCAGCUAGACAGGAGGAAGGCCUUUAAAGUUCCAGGCCAUAGUUUGUUCUAGCUAUACUCAAAGAUGGGCCAUAUUGAUACUUUAUGCAUGUUUUUGUGAUACUUUAUGCAUGUUCCAGGCCAUAGUUUGUUCUCAUGAGUUUGACAAUGUUCUAAUAUCUCAUCAUCUAGAAAAAUAUAGUUUUGAUCA